Molecule: messenger RNA, 1875 nt
Organism: Drosophila takahashii
Lineage: Eukaryota; Metazoa; Arthropoda; Insecta; Diptera; Drosophilidae
Gene: NtR
Product: neuronal acetylcholine receptor subunit NtR
Biological process (GO): chloride transmembrane transport; chemical synaptic transmission; regulation of membrane potential
Cellular component (GO): neuron projection; plasma membrane; synapse
Molecular function (GO): chloride channel activity; transmitter-gated monoatomic ion channel activity involved in regulation of postsynaptic membrane potential; excitatory extracellular ligand-gated monoatomic ion channel activity
Source: RefSeq, a predicted model, not a curated record
GCACUUCAGUCAGAUUCAAACCGCGGUGAGGAAAGAAUAUCCGGACAAUACGAUGAAAAGCCUUAUCAAGUGCUCUUUGGCUUUCUGCUGCCUUUGCCUGGCACUGAUCGAUCCGGCGGAAUCCGAAUUACCGCCCAACAGAUUUAACAUUAGCUUCGCCCAGCUGGAUUCCUGUGAAAGCUACUCGGUUCCAAAUACAGGAUAUGGCUACCGGAAAUUCUACGUGCUCCACGAGCUGAACAACAACAACCAAAGGGAAGGGGAGCGGCUGCACUUGAAAUUUUACGUCCUGACCUCCAUGGAUGCACACAUCCUGCUCUCGGUGACGAGUCAUCCGCGUAUAAAUGAUCGCGUUUACGAGAUCGUGAUAGGCGCCGGCGGAAAUACGUUUUCCGCAAUCCGUACCUCCAUGGGAGUGAGACGAGUGGCGACGAGUCAAGAAGCGCACUUGGUUUCACUGUACGAGCCAACGCCAAUUGAGAUUGUCCAGACACAGAAUGGCGAGUUGUUUGUUUACAUACCCGGCUUCAAGCAGGAGCCUCUGAUGCAGUUCAUCGACGAGGCGCCACUGACCGUCAACUAUCUGAGUUUCAGCUCCUUUGGUUCUAAUACAGCGCGGUGGUUCUACGACUGCGGCUUCGAUGGUUAUGACAAGGAAAUAGACCCAGAGGUGCACGAAGUAACUGCAGCUGAAAAACUCCUGAACCGAUUGAACUUCCUGGCGGAGAAUGCCACCGUGCCGGCAAAUCUGAGCUCCAUAUUGUUCCACUUCCAAACGCGAUCACUUGCCUACGAGCAAACCAAUUCUCUGCUUCAGACCCGCAUGCACAUGAUGAUGCACUGGCAGGACAAUCGCCUUGGCUGGAAUCCCCAGGAAUUCGGUGGUCUAAAGUCCUUCGAACAUCGUGAUCUGCGCAUAUGGACACCGCACUUGAACGUGCUCAACGGUGCCCUGCAGUCCAUGGGUGAGGUCCUGCGAUCCUACGAGCUGAGGAUCUUCGCCAACGGCAGCAUCACCCUCUACGCCAACAACCUGCAGCUGACCAGUUGGUGUGUGGACAGUGCCCGAAACUGGCCAAACGAGCGGGUUACCUGCGACAUCGAACUGGGCCUGAUCACCCAGGAGGGGCAGGAGAACUUGGCGCUAAUCUACGAUGCCAAACGCAGGCCUAUUGCGCCCAAUGAGCACGUGAACAUGCCGUCUGGCUGGUCAUUCUCCGAGGUGUCCGUGGUCCAGGUGGACAGCGAUUCGGCGAGGCGGUACAACCCCAAAGGAGUGCUGCAGAAAAUGGCGGGGGAUGUGGCCAUCGAGUUUACACUGCAGAGGAACCGCAGCUUCUACAUGGUCGUCUUCUAUUUGCCUUUGAUUGCCUGCCAGAUGUUCUUGAUAAUGUCCUUUGUGCUCCGUUCUACUCGCAGAAGUGCCCUCAUUCUUAUCGCAUUGCUGAUAACUGCCUGGGGUUUAAUGUAUAUGACGCGCCAUGCCUCCCCGCAUUAUGUGCCGCCCCUAAUGACUGCAUAUAAAGCUGUAAUGAUGGUCACCACCUAUUGCUACAUUCUGCACAUUUGCAUUAUAUGGCUGGAAUUGUACCCACCGAGGUCAAAGGCACCCGACUUUUUGGUGGCCCUAAUAAACUCCAAUGCGCUGCGCUGCAUUCUGGGCCUGCGAUUUGCGGAUUCCAACGACUAUUGCGACAUUCAGGAAAAUCCCUGGCGUCAUCUGGCCAAAAUCCUAAACAACCUGAGCUCCCUUUUAGUCAUCUUUACCUUCGCCCUCGUGGAUGUUACAAGUGGUGUUUGAAAAACUGAAUUUUUCUUUAUUUGUGCCUUUGAGAGAAUAUGAAUGGUUUCUUAAAUAAAUAAGAAGUAAACAGA